This is a messenger RNA of Trichoderma reesei QM6a, 1567 nucleotides long. RefSeq lists its product as hypothetical. The record is from RefSeq and is a predicted model, not a curated record. Gene Ontology annotation, biological process: tRNA-type intron splice site recognition and cleavage. The transcript has a single exon. NCBI's taxonomy places the organism in Eukaryota, Fungi, Ascomycota, Sordariomycetes, Hypocreales, Hypocreaceae. Gene Ontology annotation, cellular component: tRNA-intron endonuclease complex. Bases 173 to 1567 code for a protein of 464 amino acids.
GGAGCACGCGAGAAAACUUUGACUCAGACACGAUUUCUUUCGAGACACUUGGAGGAUUUCGAUAGAGCGCUUCAAAGCCGAGCAACUUCACCCUGGGGCAACUUUAGCAUCUUCCUUCUGCCCUUCAACUGCCCAACGCCGAGCCACGCUUGAUCUCAUCUCAUACGACGUCAUGCCCUUUGACGACGACGACAGCCCGCUGGCAGCGGGCCCAGUCGCCGCAGACGGCGAAGGCGGCGCCGCGACAGUAGAGGAAGCGCUGGAGGACGACAUGCCCGACUACAAGCUGUUCGCUGCCUCCUUCACCAAGAAGGGCGUCUCCAGCCAGACGAUCCGCAAGGGUGAAAAGGACUUUGAGACACACGGAACCAAGGCUCAGGUUGGCGCUCUGGAGUCGAGCCGGCGGGCGCUCGAGGACGUGCUCAGCUACACGAGGAUACACCGAGGCGAUGCCUGGUCACGAGGCUGGUGCUUUCCGGAUUUUUGGACAGAUGAGGCCAACGUUGCGGUGGACUACGAGGGCAUGUGGCUCAAGGACCGGGUGGUGGUGAUGGAGCAUGAAAAGGGAGGCUGGAUGAAGGAUAUCGGGCGAGUGGCUUCUGGGAGCAAAGACCAGCUUGGCGUGGGAAGGCUAUGGCUUCUGCCGGAAGAGGCCAUCUAUCUCGUUGAGAGAGGCACUGUCGACCUGUGGUGGCCGUAUACCGACUUUGAAACCCUCUUACCGAAGGGGAGCACCAGCGGAGGCGCACCUCGACCAGGGUUUGGGCCUGACGACUACGAUGUUGGAUUGCCGUUGAGUCUCGAAGCUGCAUAUUCGCUCUUCAUCGGUUUUGAAGACGAACAGGGCAAGACAACACUCCCAAAGUACCAAGUUUACGCGCACCUGAAGCGAGCGGGAUUCAAUAUACUCAGGGCACCGCCAGAACCACCCAAACAAGACGCUACAGAGCCGUCACAGACACUAUGGCAAUGGCUCUUCUCCUUUGUCAAGCCAGAGACAUUUCACUUGGGGAAGCAGCGGCAAUCACCAUUUGGCCCGCUUGUCGCCCCGGGCUUGUACCGCGCCUACCGACCGAUAUACCAACAACUGGCUCUCAUUCCUCGACACAAGCCGCUGCCUGUGCCGCCACACCCAUCCCAGCCGGAGGAUCCUUUCCGGGUGCAUUUCCAUGUGUGGAAGCCCGGCGCCGGUGGGUUCUCCAAGAAGAAUCCUCCGCCCCCAGACUUUCGCAUCGCCGUGGCGGACACGGCAGACUCGUGUCUCCCCACGCUGGAGCAAAUCGAGUCGUUACUUGAGUCGACACCAUACGAUCCUGCGCCCGAGGCUUGGAGAGGAAAUCCAGGCAAGCUGUAUCAGCGGCUGAAGCACGGACACAGAAACGUCAUCGUGGCCGUGGUGGACAGGGGACUGGUCAACUUCAUGAGAUUUGGAGAGGGCGCAUUUGGCGAGGAGCAGCUGUUUGAGAGAUUUGAUAACCGCAACGCUGGACGGGGUGGUAAGAAGGGCGGCCGCGGGGGUGGUCGCGGGCGCGGGCGAGGCAGAGGUCGGGGAAGAGGAGGUCGGUGA